Molecule: messenger RNA, 1744 nt
Organism: Cotesia glomerata
Lineage: Eukaryota; Metazoa; Arthropoda; Insecta; Hymenoptera; Braconidae
Product: coiled-coil domain-containing protein 113-like
Exons: 5
Coding region: 337-1605 (422 amino acids)
Biological process (GO): cilium assembly
Cellular component (GO): axoneme; ciliary basal body
Source: RefSeq, a predicted model, not a curated record
CGGUGUUGGUAUUAAAUAUAUUCUUUAUGUCAACGGAAGUGAAGUUUUAGAAAAAGGCAUGCUCUCUGACCAUUUGACUCAAUAAAUAAUAUAAAAUAUAAUUGACAAUUGAUAAAUCAACACUUACAUUCUUGGAAAUUUUUAUUCUAAGAGUGCCAUUUAAUUAAACACAAAUAAAUAGACCAUCUUGACCAAUAAACACAAAUAAAUAGACUAUCUUGAACAUAUCUAACAAUCAGCAUUCACUGUCAAAUGUCUUUGUGAUUUUAUAUAUCUAAACUUUAUUUAUAACUCUAUUGACUAUUGAUUACAAGCUGAAAUUUUUAAUUAUUGAAAAUGUCAUCGAUUAAGAAAGCUAGCGGUCUGAGCUUUACAUCACGAACAACCUUUGGUAUUGAAGAAGAACCUCAUUACGAUGAUAUGACUGAUGAAGAAUUGAAAUCAUGUCUAGAGUUAUCAAUACGGACUAAUAGGAUAUUAAGCUUGGAAAGUGAUGUCUUUGAACGGUAUCUAGCUCAUCAUGAUCCUCAAUCUCUACAAACAAUGACUCAAGUACUAGAAACAGCAAAAAUAAUAUCAUCCCAAAUGACACAAUCAUCAUCCCGAAUACAAUCAAGUGCCGACAGUACUGCAGGAAUAAGUUUAACAAAAGCAAGUUCACCUCUAUCGCCAACCAGUAGCAGCAGUAUCAGAACUUUCAGCGGUAGCCGUGGAUUUGCGUCAAUACUCACGACGAAUCCAUCACCAAAGGGUCUGCGCAUCACGCUGUCGCACCGGAUUGAAAUGGCGAACAAGGAGAUAGACGAGAUGAAAAAACAAUUGGUAGCAUGUGAGAAACAAAUUGCUAGAAAAAGGUCUAAUUUUACUGCCGAGCUGGAAGAAAUCGAGCUGCGAAUACGAGAUAUUGAUGAAGCGAAAGAACAAUUGGAGAUUCAUGUUGUUAAAAAAGGAGCUGACAAGACUGGUAAAAUAUCAGCAGAUAAAUUUUUGAGGUACAUGGAGACCUGGACCAAGGCAGUAGACCGCGUGAUUGACAAGCUGAGAUUGAAAAGCUUGACGAUCAAGAGCCAGAUCAAAAAAGCUAGGCUGCAAUUGCGUCAGCGGGAAGAACUUGGUGAGACGCUUCAUCUGAUUGAUUUCCAAGCUCUGGCUAUUGAAAAUGAAGAGUACUUGAAGAAAAUUGAUGAUAAAAACCACCAGCUUGGUCAGUUGAAGAAAAUAACUGGAAGGUAUAAUAUUGAGCUGAGUAAUUGCAAGGAACAGUUGACUGAACAGCAGGCGAGCUUGAAAAAUACUCUCAAAGAAAUUGAUGUAAAAAAAAAUCAGAUUGAAAAGUUGAAAAAGGAUUUGGAAUUGUCUCAGUUGCAUAUACAGCAAAUGGACGAACAAAUUGUGGAAAUUACUAAAGCGCUUGAUGGUUAUGAGAUGCCAGACGUAAUUGAUUUCAUCCGGGUGCAGUUAGAGCUAGAAGAAAUGAAGAAAACUUACAAACGCAUCGAGAGACAUAAACACAUUCAAAAAUCUACAUUACGUGCCUUUAAAAAACGUCAAACACGCUUGCAGUCUAUUAAAGCCAACACCGAUUCAAUCAAAGCAAUUAAUUAGAAUUUAAUUUUAUUUAUUUAUAGUAAUAAUAAUGAUAAAUUAAGUAGGUGCCUUUAAAUAAACACUUUAUACACUUGUUGAUAAAUUUAUAACUACAAGCAAUAAAUAUAAAAUAAAAAGUGCCAUUUGGCAGCUGAAA